Diabrotica virgifera virgifera (western corn rootworm) is the source of this 908-nucleotide messenger RNA. RefSeq names its product motile sperm domain-containing protein 1-like. The record is from RefSeq and is a predicted model, not a curated record. Lineage: Eukaryota; Metazoa; Arthropoda; Insecta; Coleoptera; Chrysomelidae. The transcript is spliced from 4 exons. Gene Ontology annotation, cellular component: cytoplasm. The coding region runs from base 112 to 747 and encodes 211 amino acids.
ACAGUUCGUUGGUACAGCACAGCCAGCUGAUUGACGUCAAUACCAGCAUUUAUAAAUUUGUUAAACAAUGAGUUGGUCAGCAUAAGCUCCAAAGUGUUGUAGCAAUACAGAAUGAGUUUAAAUAUCCAAAAAAUUCCAGUGUUCGUGUUUCCUAAUUCUUUAAAAUUUUAUUUAAGUACUAAAUCUACACACAAACAAUUGUUGACUCUGUACAAUCCAUAUGACUUCCCAGUGCGAUUUAAAGUGCUUUCUACUUCUCCAAACAAGUAUGCAGUGAUAGAUCCAGAAGGAAGUAUAGGACCUCAAAUGUUAGUUGAUAUUGUGAUUCGACAUACAGCACCUAUCAUAUCUAAUUGUAAUGUUGUGGAUAAAUUCAGGAUAUCUAUGCAGGAUCAUGCUACCAAGCAGCUCCUUGGUAAAAGAGAUAUUGAAGCCAUGCUAAUGCCUGGUGAAAGAGACAACAUUUCCAAUGAUGGUGACUUUCAAAAUUUACCCCAUUCUGACAGAAGUACAACAGAUGAACAAAGAAUCUAUAUGACAAAUAGGACACUGCCAGCGAUAAAUUCGACAAACUACAUUUUGUCGAUAGUGAUAGGAUUAGUUUGUGUGAUAACUAUGCUGUUACCAACUCAAGAAGAAACGCCGAAGCCGUCUAGUAUUCCCGCUCAUUUUCAUAUUAGCGUCAAUUUUAAGUUGGUGUUGGCAUAUGUCUUAGGAUUGGUUACGAUGGUUAUUUUUCGAGCAUAAUAUCAUAUGGUUGCUCUUGGUAUAUAUGGUGUUGUAUAUAAGGUGUUUUUAAUAUGAAUGAUGCAACAUGUGUUCAAGUGGUGUGUUUUUUACUGUAAAUAAAUAAUGGUUUAUUUUUUGUUAUUCAGUUUAAAUCAUUUUAUAAUAAAACGUAAAAUCUC